This is a messenger RNA of Homalodisca vitripennis (glassy-winged sharpshooter), 2364 nucleotides long. Its product is annotated as zinc finger BED domain-containing protein 4-like. Gene Ontology annotation, molecular function: protein dimerization activity; DNA binding. The coding region runs from base 478 to 2364 and encodes 628 amino acids. NCBI's taxonomy places the organism in Eukaryota, Metazoa, Arthropoda, Insecta, Hemiptera, Cicadellidae. The record is from RefSeq and is a predicted model, not a curated record. The transcript has 5 exons.
CGUCACCGUUGUAAUAGGUUACAACAAACACCCUAUUAUUUUUGUCACGUAAACAUAACAGUUACUUAGUAAACGGCUAUCUGAGAAACAGUCUGGAUCUGUCACUUCUACCCAUCACCCUAUUACAAAAACUACGAGUAAUACGGAACGAACGGUGUGUCACUGACACUGGAUUCGUUACGUUACCGCUGUCACUAUAUUUGAGUUUUGUCACGUCAUUCACACGUGAUUCACAGACCAUUCGUGUCGUGUUAUGACACGAAAACUUCAAUGCACUUGCGUUCUGACUCUGAGGGCUACUAUCGUGUUUGUGCAUUUCAAGUUGGUUAUUGACAGUUCUAACCGUAUUAAUAGUUUAAUAGUAGUGUUUUGGACUUUUUCCACUAGUUUUAUACAUUAAUAAAAUUGUGUUUAAUAGUUUCACUCAGUUUUUGUAGUUAAUAUCUUUAAUUUUGUGUGACUGGUGUGUGAAACAAAAUGAACAGAAAACAGAAGACUAGUUAUUUGUGGUCUUACUUCACAACUACGGAUCCCGUAAGUAAAAUUGCUAGGUGCGAUUUAUGUGGUCAAUUGGCAAGUUUUAAAACUACAGUUUCUAACCUUAGAAAGCAUUUAGAAAGAAAACAUACCACUGUUGCUUUGCCACCGCCAGGAGGGAAACACUUACCGGUAUCAAAUGUGGUUGAACCCCUUGCUGUUCCUUCUUUGGCCUCUACUUUAAACAGGACUACAUCGAACACCAACAUUGCCAUGCAGAAUGUAAAUUCUGACAACAUUGCCACUAAUAGUUCAAUGUGUAAUAUUGUACCAAAUAACCAACCAAGCAUUAGGUCCUUCAUACCUCAGCAGAAAAAAAUUAGUGAAACCCAAAAGAAGAAACUAGACAAGCUCCUCUUAAAUGUGUUUGUUCAAGAUUACCAACCCUUUUCAGUAGUAGAGGACGAAGGUUUUAAAAAGUUCGUCAAUGGUCUAAAUCCAAACUAUGUUCUGCCAAACAGAAAAACCAUUUCAUCUUCUAUGAUACCAGCAGAAUAUGAGAUGUGUUUGAAUGCUGUUCGACAAGAAAUGCUAACAGUAUCAAAUGUUACUUUGACAACUGACACUUGGACCUCUUCAAACACAGAGAGUUAUAUGGCUCUAACUUCCCACCACAUUUCUAACGAUUUUGAAUUAAAAUCAAUUUUACUUGAGUGUUCUGUCAUCAGAUCUUCUCAUACAAGUGUAAACUUGGCGGUAGAAAUAGACAAAAUUGUAAAAAAAUUUCACCUUGAAGGCAAAAUCAUGAUCAUUGUCUCUGACAAUGCCAGUAAUAUUGUAGGGGCUAUAACUAAUGAACUAAAACUAAAACACUUCGGAUGUUUCGCCCAUACAAUUAAUUUAAUUUUGCAGGAUGCAUUGAAGGUUUGUCAGAGCUUAACAGAUCGCAUAAAAGCUAUAUGGCUUUUAAUCAAUAAAGAAAUUCCAGUGCUCACCGAAGAUGAAUGGAAGACUUGCUCCGAAUUGGUAAUGGUUCUGGAACCAUUUGAAGAAGUAACCAGAAAUAUCUCUGGGGAAAAUUACCUUACAGCUAGCCAAGUGAUUGGAUUUAUCAAUGGACUAGUUUCUGUCUGCAAUAAAAUGAGAAAAGAAACCCUAAGCGAAGUCUCCAAACGUGUAGUUGAUGAAUUGCUCAAAGGACUAAAAACCAGAUUUUCUAACAUUGAAAACAGCAAGACUAUAGCUUUGGCGACGUUGUUAGAUCCACGUUUCAAGCUUGCAGUAUUUUCAGAUGAAAAAUCAGCUGGAUCCAUAAAAACCUACUGCACUGAGCUCAUGUCAGCCAUAUGGAGCAAGAAGACAAGCACUUCUGUGACGUCUGUCAGUGGAAGUCAGGAAAAAGACGAUGGAAAUCAGCCUCUUACAAAACAGGCAAAGUUUUCUAUCUGGGCAGACCUUGAUAAGAUGAUAGCAUCCAAGAAACCGUCAGGUUCAAAGACAUCUGCUGCAAUUGUUGAAAUGAACCGUUAUUUAGACGAGGAAUGCAUCGGACGCUCAGAAAACCCACUACUGUGGUGGAAACAAAAUGAAGUUUUUUACCCUCUGUUGUCACAAGUUGUAAAAAAAACAUUUUUGUGCAGUGGCAACAUCGGUCCCCUACCUGUCCUGCCAGCUAAUCUUCCGUCCACUAUGGCCAAGGUCAGUGUCACCGCCGCCGCCGUGAACUACCCAGUCGUCAAAAAAGACAGCGACUACUUGCUUUCGCUCAAGGAAUGCGUCACGUAUGGUUGUCUCAAGGGAAACCAUGAGGUCCAACGUCGAUCGUCCUUGGCGAAAGCCGCAUUGCUCUCUCGAAAGGAGAUUGUUCUUUUCGAGGAACCAGAUUAA